AAAUUAAAGGAGUUUUGCAGGACUCGGCUCCAAAAAAAGGGGAGUGAUCACAUUAGAAAUCGGGGGGUGUUCACUUCACACACUGCUGGUCCGGCCUCAAAGCAGAUAGAAAAGGGCUUCAUCAGCUUCCUUUUUCAACAAAUGUUUAUCUGCCAAGGUGCUGCUCCUGGUAGUGGGUGGAGGUCAGUUCGGGGAGGAGGGGCGUGCAGUCACCGUUCAUUUCAUUAUCGAGCCUUGUGUCGCCACUGGGAGAACCUGGGAAGGUUACUGCUGACUACGCUGAAGACAAAGUAUUACUUUAGCAAAACUUUUGGAAACGCCGGCUUUUUUUUGUUUGGCCCGACACUGAUUUGCUUUGCUGGCUUCUUUUAAACUCAAGAGUUAGGAAUGCUGCCGGUGUGUGUGGCUGAUUCAGUUUGCUAGAAUUACUGAUACACACGAGGUCUCCUGGAACACUACAGCUUGAUUUGCGCUCUUGACUUUGUACGGGGAGGGGGCGAAAUUAAUCGCAUUUCUAAGAUGCCAUUGGGACAUAUCAUGAGAAUAGAUCUAGAGAAAAUUGCUCUGGACUACAUUGCGCCUUGUUUACAUGAUAUUGGCUUUUGCUACCUCGACAAUUUUUUGGGUGACUUAGUAGCAAAUUGUAUCCUGGAGCGCGUGAAACAGAUGCAUUAUAAUGGGGAGCUGCAGGAUGGUCAGCUAGCCGGCCAGCGCAAUGGCAUCUCCAAAAGACACUUGAGGGGAGACCAGAUAAAAUGGAUCGCAGGCACCGAGGAGGGAUGUGAAGCCAUCAACUUUCUCUUGUCACUGAUAGACAGGCUGGUGAUGUACUGUGGAAGUAGACUGGGCAAAUACUAUGUGAAAGAGAGGUCCAAGGCAAUGGUAGCCUGCUACCCUGGGAAUGGAACUGGCUAUGUGCGUCAUGUAGACAAUCCCAAUGGUGAUGGGCGCUGUAUCACUUGUAUUUACUACCUGAAUAAGAACUGGGAUUCAAAGCUGCAUGGGGGAAUUCUACGAAUAUUCCCGGAGGGCAAAUCUUACGUAGCAGAUGUUGAACCGAUAUUCGAUAGAUUGCUUUUUUUCUGGUCAGACCGAAGAAACCCACAUGAAGUGCAGCCCUCCUAUGCAACAAGGUAUGCCAUGACUGUGUGGUAUUUUGAUGCUGAAGAACGAGCAGAAGCCAAAAAGAAAUUCAGGAAUUUAGUUGAUGCAGGGAAGACAGAAGCAGUUCUUAAUGAAGACUGAACAGUGGUUUAUCCAAUGCAAUUAUUUUGUAGUGACAAUUUUGGGACUGUUUGCAAGCAAUAAGAUCCAAAGACGAGGUCUGUUUCCAGUGCUUAUUGGAUGCUCUUCUUGCAAAAAUGCACUAUUUUUUGGCACUGCCUAGCAUUUGCAUAUUACAGUGAUGGUACUCGUGGCAGCUUCCUAUCACACCUAUUUGUCAUAAAGCACCCCUAUUUUCUACUUGCCUUUAAGUGAAGAAUGCCAUCAGGGUUUUAGAAAGUGAAGAAUAUCACCAAGCCUCCAGCUCAUGUCAAGGUCAAGUUGGCAAUACUGCUAAUAAAGAUUCUAAGCGUUCGAAAUAGUUGAGGAAGCCCAUGUCUUAGUUGCACUUCAUGUACAUUUUUUCUAGUUCAAUGGGAAAGAGCUUUACAAAGGAUCCUCCAUGGCAACACACUACAGAUGGGAAACAACACAAGCAAUCAGAGAUGCAAAACGGAACGACAUAUUUGUCAGAAGCCACGUUCAUUAUGCGCAACUUGGGGCUUUUUAUGGGCCGCUUUGUCACUUUGCUUACAGACUAUUGGCUUCACUGGCCUAUAUCAUUAUUACUAUUUUUUUAAAAACGGUAAGCCUAUCACUUACCAUAAAAUUGCCUGGAUUUUAUCCACGUUGCUAAAGCCAACCAGCAGCAGCGGUUCCAUCGCUUUGCCUUUUAAAGCCCCAGGGCAGAGGCAGAGGCAGUUGUGCAGCUGUCCACUGUUUUGUGACAAUCAUUUUCUUUUCUGAAGUAUGAGGGAUAUGUGUAUGAUUUUCAUUUGCUUCAUUUUAUGAAGCAGCCAGUCCCACUUCCUAUCCAAAUUUGUAAAGGUUUUAGGAAACGUUGAUGGCCAACUACAGGCAUAUAUGUCAAGAGUUCACCUAGUCACGCUUUAUUUUAAUUUUAUUUUUUUAAACUGAUCUUCCACCAGCCAUGCUUUGUAAAACAGAAAUAGAGCUCUGUAUGUUUGACUGGCAAAUCACGGCAGAUAACUGGGCAGCUUAAGAGACAUGGGAUGCCAUCGUGAAUUAGUUUAAAUCUGUGAUUGAAUUUCUUAUCCGACAUCAAUGGAGUCUAGACUGUACAACUGAAUCUCAAAUUUAACACUGUUUGUGAAUGCAAGAAAAAGUAUGUUCAACAUUGUAAUCUUAGAACUCAGUCCUAAGAUUUGUUGUGCGAGUAAACUGCUGAGGCAGGUAUGGUAAUUAUCAAGCACACCUUUUCUUACCCAAGUUUCACUUUUUUAAACAAAAUAUAUAUAUUUAACAAAUAACUUUUCUAUUCUUAGUAGCAGAACCAAGACAUUCAGCACUUAGCAUGGAUUGUGCUUAGGGUGGGAGCAAUACAAUGGUUAUUCCCCUCAAAAUAUUCUUGUUUUCACCAACUAUGUAACACAGGGGUUUCCAAACUGUGGUCCAUGGACCACCAGUGGCCCACAAGCUUCAUUCAGAUGGUCCGUGACAUGUCCUCAUUAAAUGUUAAUAUUGAUUUUAAUUGUAUUUUGUUGCUUCUUUUAUUUCUUAUAUUGUAUUAUAAUUUGAAUUCUGUGGAAUCCAAAUUGUAAUACAAUAAAAUGUAACAUGAGAAAUAAAAGAAGCAGUAAAAAUACAUUUUAAAAUAAUCUAACACAGUGCUUCAUAAUUGCUACAACGGGUAGAAAAAUCAUUAAGUAGUCCACGGAGACAAUUAGCAAGUUUCAAGUAGUGGUUCAUGAGGGGGAAGGUUUGGGAACCACUGAUGUAACAUAAACAUCCUCUGGAUAGGAAUUCACUCUCUUCACUACCCAUAGCAAUGUUGUGAAUCUUGCUUUGUUCUUCCAUGUGUACAUAUUUUCUUCCACGUUCCAUAGCCUUCCAGGAACUUAAUUGGCUCUGGCAAUUUUAUUUUUCUUUUCCUUUUCUUGGUCACUAAAUUUUCUGCUAUUACGCUUUAUACAGCUAAAGAAUGUUGUCAUAUUCCCUUAUUCCUGGAUAAGCAUGCUGCUUCCCAAGAACUAGAGCCUGUGAACAAGACUAAUAUUUAGGCACUGUUCAGCCUUAGUACGUAUCUGUGUGAGAAUAUCUAAGCCAUUUAACAAUACGGUAUGUAAAGGCAAUAUAUUUCAUAGCAAAAUGACUUUGUUUCAGAAAAAAAAGACGUUUACUGUCUGUAUUUGAAGUCUGAAUUUUAAGAUGCUUCUGAAUUAUUCCACUUCAUACAUUUUUCCCUUGAAUUCCUAUGUGAUCAGGAUGGAUUUAUACAUUUUGGUGGGAUGCUGUGUGACUUCAGCACACACAGUCUACUUAAUUUCAGAAAGAAGUGAUCAGCACAAAUUAAGACUCGAGUAGAUAAAGCAUAGAAAGCCAGUUCAUCCCAUCUCUGUUAGUGAGUGAUAACCCCCCCCCCGCAGAUAACCCCUAAAUAGCUGGUCAGUUGGAAAGGAAAUGUAUGUAUACCACACACACACACACACACACACACACACACACACACACACACACACACACACACACUCUCUCUCUCUCUCUCUCUCUCUCUCUCUCUCUCUCUCUCUCUCUCUCUCUCUCUCUCUCUCUCUCUUUUAUAAAGCUACGUCCUCACCAGUCAUUGAUAAGCAAAGUCCUGCCUGCUCAUCCCUUUUAACCCCUAAGCAUCUUAAAACUUGAAAAGCCUAGGCAGGAAUACUUUAGGGGGGACGCUUAUAUGCCGUUUCCAACUCUACUAUUCUGUGAGGGCUAUGGUAGUAAGGUUGGUGCGUUUGAAUGUCUGAGCAUUUUACUGACUUACAUUUAUGCAACAUUUAUGAUAACUUUCAGAUUAUUAUAAAAAGAUAAAGUGUUUUGAAUGGCUUUGAAUCCAAUUUCAGCAGUCAGUAAUUGAUCUAUUAAGAAACUGUCUAGAAGUCAAAGAUACUUUUGAUAUUAUUCAGGCCCCCACCAAAGGGCACCAGCUGAAGACUAGAACUGGAAGGAGUGUAAAAUAAUUUCAGUGCAUUUAGUAUUAAUAAAGCAUGUUUAUUAGACACUUGAGUUUCAACUCAGAUGCUUUUACCUGAGGUAAAAUAAUUGCAAGUCACCAUUCAUGGAGUGACAGCAUAAUGUUCUCUACACAAAAACAUGGUGUGUACACCAUUAAGUGUAUGGGAUUACAGCCUUCAUUGAUUAGUCUAAUAGUUAACUCAAUUAAAAGCAUGCAGUCCAAUAAUUAUCUUUCCAAAUCCGAUUCCUUUGCACAUCAAGCACACCAUACAAAGUUGUUGUUCAAAGCAAUUGUGUUUACUGUGGAAUGAAAUUCUGUUCUUGUUUUUGCAUCUCAUACUAAUGUUUUGUUCCUUCCAUACUGAUUAGAUAAUUUUGGUAUUACUUUUCAACAUAAUCAGUUCUACUGUUGUUUGCAUGGAAAUUGCACCUAUUUGCUGGCAAAUUUCUCUUUUUUUUCUUCUUUUGUGACUUACUCCCUAACAAUCUCUCUGGGAGUACAUUUUGGGCAUACAUUUUGCCAGGUUGCAUGCUGGUCAUUGUUGCUGGCAGGUGGGCUGGAUGCUGAAUGAUUCUGUGGUAUUUUGCCGUCAUACCCACAUUUUGUGUUCAUGUUAUUUUUUUAAAAGUGGAAUGAAAUAAAGUGUUGCAGGAGUCAAUAAACACUGGGUGACAUCCAUCA
Messenger RNA from Rhineura floridana, 4900 nucleotides. RefSeq names its product egl-9 family hypoxia inducible factor 3 (gene EGLN3). Gene Ontology annotation, molecular function: L-ascorbic acid binding; peptidyl-proline 4-dioxygenase activity; ferrous iron binding. The transcript is spliced from 5 exons. Gene Ontology annotation, biological process: cellular response to hypoxia; peptidyl-proline hydroxylation to 4-hydroxy-L-proline. The record is from RefSeq and is a predicted model, not a curated record. Bases 520 to 1245 code for a protein of 241 amino acids. Gene Ontology annotation, cellular component: cytoplasm; nucleus. NCBI's taxonomy places the organism in Eukaryota, Metazoa, Chordata, Lepidosauria, Squamata, Rhineuridae.